Numida meleagris (helmeted guineafowl) is the source of this 3977-nucleotide messenger RNA. It is a transcript of the gene KCNJ12, whose product is annotated as potassium voltage-gated channel subfamily J member 12. Gene Ontology annotation, molecular function: inward rectifier potassium channel activity. Gene Ontology annotation, cellular component: plasma membrane. The coding region runs from base 338 to 1627 and encodes 429 amino acids. The record is from RefSeq and is a predicted model, not a curated record. Gene Ontology annotation, biological process: regulation of monoatomic ion transmembrane transport; potassium ion import across plasma membrane. The transcript is spliced from 2 exons. Lineage: Eukaryota; Metazoa; Chordata; Aves; Galliformes; Numididae.
GGAAGAAGAUUUUUUUUUUUUUUUUUUUUGGAUGGUCGCAAUGGAAGGGUUGGGUCUGUGCCUGAGAAGCAGCAGCCGAACGCCAGCGCUGGGAGAACGCGGCGCGGACGCGGGGUCCCCGGCCAGCUAACUCCGCAGGACCCGCACCCCGGCGCCGGGGGGGCUGGAUGCAGUGAGAGAGCCUCUCACGGGACACUUGUGGUGACGUGGCUGCCAAGACGUGAAAGUGUGGGACUUCUCUUCCACCGCACCAGAAUUUGGGGGGUGGGCAGGGGUGGGCCAGGGGGACGCCGGGAGUCACAAGAUCCUUUGCCGUCACUGUGGGCUUGGCUCAGGGAUGACCGCAGGCAGGGUCAACCCUUACAGCAUAGUGUCCUCGGAGGAAGACGGACUGAGGUUGACCACCAUGCCAGGGAUUAACGGCUUUGGCAAUGGGAAAAUCCACACCAGGAGGAAAUGCAGGAACAGGUUUGUAAAGAAGAAUGGUCAGUGCAACGUGGAGUUCACCAACAUGGAUGACAAGCCACAGAGGUACAUUGCAGACAUGUUCACCACGUGUGUCGACAUCCGUUGGAGGUAUAUGCUCUUGCUCUUCUCCCUGGCAUUUCUGGUAUCCUGGUUGUUGUUUGGGCUGAUUUUCUGGCUAAUUGCACUCAUUCAUGGAGAUCUAGAAAACCCAGGUGGAGACGAUACCUUCAAGCCUUGCGUUCUGCAGGUCAAUGGCUUUGUGGCUGCUUUUCUGUUCUCCAUCGAGACCCAAACGACUAUUGGUUAUGGCUUCCGCUGUGUGACAGAGGAGUGCCCGCUCGCAGUCUUCAUGGUGGUGGUUCAGUCCAUUGUGGGGUGUAUAAUCGACUCUUUCAUGAUUGGUGCAAUAAUGGCAAAGAUGGCCAGGCCCAAAAAAAGGGCCCAGACGUUACUUUUCAGCCAUAAUGCGGUAGUGGCAAUGAGAGAUGGCAAACUCUGCCUGAUGUGGAGAGUUGGGAACCUCCGGAAAAGCCACAUAGUAGAAGCCCACGUACGAGCUCAAUUAAUAAAGCCCAGAAUCACAGAAGAAGGGGAGUACAUCCCACUCGACCAAAUAGACAUCGACGUGGGGUUUGAUAAAGGCUUGGACCGUAUCUUCUUGGUGUCCCCCAUUACCAUUCUCCAUGAGAUCAACGAAGACAGCCCGCUAUUCGGGAUCAGCCGCCAGGACUUGGAGACGGAUGACUUUGAGAUUGUGGUCAUCCUCGAGGGCAUGGUAGAAGCCACUGCAAUGACGACACAAGCUCGGAGCUCCUACCUGGCCAGCGAGAUCCUGUGGGGCCACCGCUUUGAGCCUGUCUUGUUCGAGGAGAAAAACCAAUACAAAGUAGACUAUUCCCACUUCCACAAAACAUACGAGGUCCCGUCCACACCUCGCUGCAGCGCCAAGGACCUGGUGGAGAACAAAUUCCUGCUGCCCAGCACCAACUCCUUCUGCUAUGAGAACGAGCUGGCCUUCAUGAGCCGCGACGAGGAUGAGGAGGAUGAUGACAGCAGGGGUUUGGACGACCUGAGCCCGGACAACAGGCACGAGUUCGACCGGCUUCAGGCGACGAUAGCGUUGGAUCAGCGGUCAUACCGGAGGGAGUCAGAAAUAUGACUCUUGGUCCUCUCACUGACUUUUCCGAGGGUAUUUUUUUUCCUCCUCUAAUCUCUUCCCCUACAACCCGCUCAAAUUAUGCAGAACAAUGCAAGUGCCAUAGGAAUGCUUGAGAAAUUAGUCUUGUUCCUAGUUUUCAGUUUCAUUGCAAUAACCACUGAGCGGUCUGCAGGAGGGGACGGGGCAGGCACAGUGCUCCCCGCACCCCGGGGGGACGGGGGGGGGUCCUGGGGCACGUGUGUCCCAUACUGGCUGCAGGGCUGGGCUCUCCCCAUGGGGAAAGCGCGAGCAUCUUCUUGGAGCCAAGAUACAAAUAGAGGAAAUAUCAGGAAACAAACCUUUUUCUUUCUUUUUUUCCUUUCCUUUUCUUUUCUUUCUUUCUUUCUUUCUUUUUUUUUUUUUUUUGAACUGAGCUGCAACAAAACAAAAAUUGCUCCUUCCAGCAGGCAGUAUGAUUCAGUUGCACAAGAACAACACUUGAAAUACCAUGCAACGUUAACGUACUUCUUUUUAAUUCGGGGAAAGGUGGGGGGAGGGAGGCGAGAGGGUUUUUAAUUUUUUCAACGUAACCUUUGGGAGACUGUUUACCAAAAUAAUAAUAACAAUAAUAUUAAUAUUAGUAAUAAUAAUAAUAUUAAACCUGAAAGAAAUGAUUUGGUAUUUUUUAAAAGUGAGCAAGGGAAUGAAUAAGCCACUGGGGUCUCUUGAGUGGUGACUUGCUGGGUAGAUGCAGGAGCUCAAAGCCAAGGCAGCAUCUGAUUCUGGGGUGGAUUUUUUUUCCACUGGCACUGCUUCAUAGGCAGAAAACAGAUGCAAGUGGCUGCAGGUCCGUGGCAGUGAAAGCGAGUAGCGUAAUUACCAGCAAAGUAGCUAAUAAGGAAAAGCCAGACUGCUGUAGAGAGAACCCUUGUAAACACAAUAAUUAGCCACAUUCUGGAAAUAUUGAUCUUCAGGGUGGAAAUUGGGCCUGGGGCGUCAGCUGCUGAAGUGCUGAGUCUCCAGUGGGGAAUUCAUAACUUCCACCAGAACUAGGAUGAAAAAAUGAAAAGCACAAAAGGCAGAGUGGAAAGCUCUCAGAUUUGGGUAUUUUCCCAUUCCACCAACCAGUGUGGUAUUUUCUCCUUCAAAAAACCAUUUGAAAUGGAGGGAUCAAGGUGAAAUGUGUCUUUCUGGGUUACAUCUCUUGUGGCCCAGAAGCAGGAUGUGAGCAUUGUCUGUGCCGCCUCUGUUGGGCUGGGAUUUAUGAAUUCCCCAUUCACUGGAGAGUCCUGUUUGGAGGCGGAUUCUUUUCCAAAACCAACAGAUGCCAGUUGGGAAACCCACCAUGUCCUGCACAUCGCCCCAUCCCCACGUCCCAGCCUUGAGGUGGAUUGUGCCUUAGAGAUGCAAACUCACAUGUGCUCAUCCCAUGCCCAUCCCGCCCUGUUCCCAUCGCUCUGUCCCAUCAUCUGCUGCCCUUUGGGCUGGUCUUGUUUGCACACUGGUUUGCCUUUUACUACCAUAGAGUCAUAGGAUCGUUAAGUUUGGAAAAGACCACUAAGUCCAACCAUCAAGCCAUCCACCACCACGCCACCAAACCACGUCCCUACUAUGCCAUGAGGCAAACUGUGCCGUGCAUGGGAAGCCUUCUCUCCCUUUGCAAGGAGGGAAGUUGAGAAAUGUAGCUCACCGCUCCUCACAUGCUGGAGCUGAAUAUGGCUCUCUGUGCUGCAGGAAGGACUACGGGUCCUGCACCUGGCUUCAGCGAUAAGGGCUUGGGAAAGGGGUCUGCAGCAGUGCUUCAGCUCCAUGGGCUCGCGGCGCUUUCCUCUCCCCAUCCCACAACAGGCAAGCCAUGUCCAGGCGUUAUAGCCCAGUCUAAAUGCCAGAAGCACAGGCAGGAUUUGUCCUCAGCCUUCAUCCCCAUCUCAUUGUUGCAAAGAGCGUCCCAAAUAGGGCUGUCCCCAAAACGGAGGACAUGCUGGGACGUGCCUUUGGGCACCGUCCACGACGAAGUGACACAUUGCCAUCCCAUCACCGGUCCCUUUGCACCAACGGGGAUGGUUUUGCCCCCCGCGUUUUGCCCCACAGCAUCCAGGGGGGUGGGCAGGGCAACGGGGAGGGGGCAGAGAGAUUUUGUGUGCGCACUACUUAUUUAUUUUUUUAAAGAAAUGCUUUUAAGUGGUUUUAGGUUCUUUUGAAUAAAUAAUAACUCUAUUAAAAGGUGCACAUCUUGCUGCUGUAGGAUUCUCAGAGGGUUAAUUUCUUUAUAAAUAUAUAUAUCUCACGGUAAAUAUUUGUACAAAAAAAAAAAAGGAAAAAAAAAGAGAAAUAGAGAUGUCUUUAAGUAAAUUAUUGCUUUUCAAGGAAC